GCCGGUGUGGUACGUAAGCCACUUGGUAGCACCUAACCCUCGCUCAGUCACGACCCCAGUGCGAUUGGUGUGGAAUAGUAGCCAAAAAUUCAAAGGCGUGAGCAUGAAUGACCUUCUUUUAAAGGGGCCAGAUGUUUUAAACCCAAUUAGAGCUGUCCUGCUAAGGUUCAGAAGAGGUGUGUAUGCAGCCCUUGGUGACAUCAAAAAGAUGUAUAAUUCAGUGUGGCUGGAGGAACGUGAAAUGCAUCUACACCGAUUUCUCUGGAGGGACAAGCCAGAGGAAGAUAUAAAAGAAUAUGCCAUCACACGGGUAAACAUAGGAGACAGACCAGCUGGGUGCAUAGCACAGCUCGCUAUGCGUGAGACAGCAAGACUAUCCAUCUUUGCUCACCUGAAGGAGGAGUGCAGGAUUCUGGAAGAGGAUAGCUAUGUGGAUGACAUCCUAACAUCCCACAACAGUCUGGAGGAACUGAUCGAAAUCACACAAGGAGUGGAGGACAUCUUGAAGGCAGGAGGCUUCUUUCUCAAACCUUGGGUGUGGUCAGGCCAAAGUGGGAGGCAGGUUGCUGCAGGGGGAAUCCCACAAGAGCUGGAGGCAGCAGCACAAAAAGCAGCAACAAUCAUCCUUCCAAACCAGAUGAGGGCUGAAGACAACAAGGCCCUGGGUGUUGGGUAUCAGGCGGAGGAGGACAUGCUUUACAUGAUGACAUCAAUCAACUUUUCCAAGAGGAAAAGAAAGGUUAGACUGGGUGAGCAUCUUAACAAGGAGAAUGUGAGACUGGAAACACCUGAUCCACUGAGCAGGAGAGAGCUGCUUAGUCAGGUAGCUGGGCUUUAUGACCCAAUUGGGCUAGUCACACCAGUAAAACAGAAGGGAGCAAUCCUUGUAAGGAAGGCCUUCCAAGAGGCUGGAGGUGGAAAGAUGACUCGAGAGACCUGGGAUAAACCGCUUUCAGAAGGUCUAAGAGAAGAAGCCAUUAAGAUAUUUGAAGAAUAUGUAGAGCUUGGGCGUAUUAAAUUCCACAGAAGCAUCACACCAGCUGACUGGAGAGGGAAACCGUGGGGAAUAACCUUCUCAGAUGGGAGUGAUAAAACCUAUGGAGCAGUGAUGUACCUGAGGUGGGAUACAGAGAGAGGAGUUGACGUCCGUUUUGUGGAAGCAAAGGCCAAGCUGACCCCGCUGGAUCAAAAGGGAGAAGCGGCAAAGGCCGAGAUCUGUGGAGCCGUUUUUGCAGCCAGGCUCAGGAAGUAUUUUAAGAGACAUGGGGAACUGAACAUUGCCGAUAUAAUGACUAGAGGAAGCACAGCAAGAGAUCUGAAGGAAGGAUCUGUGUGGCAAAACGGGCCAGAGUUUUUGAAGUGGCCAGUGGAGGAGUGGCCUAAGAAGUCAGCUGGAGAAGUUGCUGCCCAUGCCAAGGAAAGUGUAAACAAGUUCCAAAGUAUCCAGCAAGAAGUCAGCAGGUUCUGGAGAAAGUGGUGUGAGCUGGCUGGUCCCAACCUGUUCAUCAAAAGCAAAUGGCACACAAAGCGGCGGAAUGUCACAGUGGGAGAUGUUGUGUGGCUGGCGGAUCAAAACGCUUUAAGAGGCCGAUACAAGCUUGGCAGAGUUGUCAGUGUAAAUCCUGACCAAAGAGGAGUCGUGAGGGAUGUGAAUGUGAGGACUUUUCCAAGCUACCCUGUUCCAAUGAGUAAAGGAGGGACACUGCACAAGCAAAGGAAAAACACAGAUAAACUCUCAUCCAGAAUCCCCUCCACCAUCGUUCACAGGGAUGUCAGACGCCUGGUGGUUCUGCUUCCUAUUGAGGAGCAACAUUAAGAGACAAUAGUGUGACCUCCUUGGGUUCAUUAACCAGGAGCUCAAGUGGGAGGUGUUGGGUUAUAUGCUUUAUGCUGUUUAUUUUUCAUGUUUUUCUUUUAUUAUUUUUCACUCUGGGAUGUGAUGAUGUCUACUUUGUGCAUGGAGUGUGUCAGAGGGCAGUAGAGAGCCUAAGUGUUCACAUGGUGUUCAGAGAGAGAGUAGAGAGCAAGAAGCUCUAGGUUGAUUAGCCUUGGUUGAGCACCUGAUGGGCCUUUUGUUUGUUUGCCCUGGGUGUGGUUGAGUCAGUGGAGCACAGAGACGCUACUGGUUAUCAACCUGCUUAUGAUUCAACAGAAAAUGACAAAAGUCAAAUAAAAGAAGUGACUAAGUUGAUCUGAGUUGUUUCCUGCGUCCUCUGUGCCAAGCCUGGUCGAGUUCAGGCAGACAAACCCCAAAAUAACUCGACAC
This is a messenger RNA of Cyprinodon tularosa, 2266 nucleotides long. RefSeq lists its product as uncharacterized. The transcript has 2 exons. Lineage: Eukaryota; Metazoa; Chordata; Actinopteri; Cyprinodontiformes; Cyprinodontidae. The record is from RefSeq and is a predicted model, not a curated record. The coding region runs from base 104 to 1816 and encodes 570 amino acids.